CGGUUCUGGGCGCUGGUUCGCAGCCGGGUUCCGCCCCCGGCCCGCCCGUGCCCGCCCCGCCGGCGUGGCUCCGCGGCCGCGCAUUGUGCGCCGUGCGCUGCCCGGGCGGAGCUCCGUGAGGGGUCGCGGCCACUCAGCGCCCCCGACCCGCCGGGCCGGGCCGGGCCGGGCCUCGCCGCCUGCUCUGCCCUCAGGGGCGCGAAUUUACCUGGAAAUUGUACUGCCUGUGGCUCAGAGCAGUUGGGGAUGAGCUGGAUGAGCUUGGAUUUUGUGGCAGCUUCAGGGUCCAAAAGCCUCUGUAGUCCUGUUUGUGUCCGUGCUGGUCAGGAGGUCUCUAAAGCUACAGAAUUCCUGAAGAGGUGACUUUUUUGCAAGGGCCUGACUCUUUUCAACCAGUUUGUGUUGCCUGUCAAGAAUUUCCAUGUUGACUCUGGGAAACCUGCUGCAGAGUCUCCCCUGUUUGCUAUUCAGUCCUGUUUACUUCUCCCUUUAGCAGGUUGAAGUUCAUGAGUUCGCCCAGCCUCAGUGACCUGGGCAAGAGAGAGCAGGCAGCCUUGGACGAGCGGGGGACGCAGCAGCGCCGGGCCUGCUCCAACGCCGCCUGGAACAGCAUCCACAAUGGAGUGAUAGCGGUGUUCCAGCGCAAGGGUCUGCCAGACCAUGAGCUCUACAACCUCAAUGAAGGAGUCAGGCAAUUACUGAAAACAGAACUGGGAUCAUUUUUCACUGAGUAUCUGCAGAAUCAGCUGCUCACAAAAGGCAUGGUGAUCCUAAGGGACAAGAUCUGGUUUUAUGAAGGGCAGAAGCUACUGGAUACCUUAGCUGAAACCUGGGAUUUUUUCUUCAGUGAUGUCCUGCCCAUGCUGCAGGCUAUUUUCUAUCCUGUGCAGGGAAAGGAGCCCUCUGUUCGGCAGUUGGCUCUUCUGCACUUUAGGAAUAUAAUCACCCUCAAUAUCAAAUUGGAGGAUGCAUUAUCCCGUUCCAGAGCCAGAGUUCCACCCUCUAUUAUUCAGAUGCUGCUCAUACUUCAGGGGGUCCAUGAGUCCAAAGGUGUGUCUGAAGAUUAUUUGAAGCUGGAAUCCCUGCUCCAGAAGGUUGUUUCUCCUUACCUGGGCACGUACGGGCUGUACUCCAGCGAGGGACCCUUCACGCACUCUGCCUGUAUCCUGGAGAAGCGGUUCUUCAGGCGCUCCAGGUCGGGGGAGAUCCUGGCCAAGAACCCCGUGGUGCGCUCCAAGAGCUACAACAACCCGCUGCUGACGCCCGUGGCCGAGUACGACAGCGAGAGCGCGGCCGCCAACGGGGCGGGCAUCCGCAGGCACUCGGUGUCGGAAAUGACCUCCUGCCUGCAGCUCCAGGGCUACCCCGGCCUCGCUCCCAUCACGGACAGCGGCUCCAGGGGCUCCAUGAAAGGCUCGCUGCCCGGAGAGCAGGAGAGGCCCGGCGCCGCGCCGGGGCAGUGCUCCAGCAAACUGGGCACGGCCGAGCCCCAGAAGGGACUCUUCCGCUCUACUGGCGACCCACACAGCGCUUUGGAACUGGACACAGACACUGCCUUACUGCCAGCUCCCUCCUCCAGCCCUGAGAACAUGGUGGAUCAGAUCUUGGAGUCCAUUGACUCUGACUCUGAAGGCAUCUUCAUUGAUUUUGGCCGAGGCUGUUCCAGUUCAUCGGCGUACAAUGUGGAUGUGAACAGGCAGAGCAUUGUGUGAAGGAUGUUAGGAGACAAACUCUGGAGUUCAAUGAUAUAUGACAGUUACCAAGACAGUGUGUUGGACUGUGGUCAAUACAGCCCCACAAACUGUGGGGUCUAAUGAUUCAUGACAGUUACUGAGAGGGUGUAUUGGACUGUGGGCAAUACAGCCCCACAAACUGUGGGAUUUAAUGAUACAUGACGGUUACUGUGACACUGUGUUGGACUGUGAGCAAGCUGUCUGUGCCUGGGCAGAUUUCAGGCAGAUUUGCCAGGGCAUCAUGGCUGUACUGAACACACACAGUUUGGUUAUAGCAGGUGGGAAUCUGCUGAGGGGGAAGCAACUCCAACUGCCUUUCCCCACGCCUGGCACCCUGCAGAUGGAUUUCCUGUUUCUUUAUAAACCUAGGGGAUCACAAACUCACAAGUGUCUGGUAAAAUGCUGUUAGUGCAGCUGGCAGUGAUUGUUUAGGAAAACAGCUCAGCAAUAGUUCUGCUCACUUCUGAUUUUCUAAAGAGGUUUCCUGCAGAUGGUAGGUUGUUCUCUGAAGUGAAGCACCUCAGCAAGAGGAGAAACAGCUCCUUUAAAAACAAACAAACAAAUACAAAAGGCUUUUGGCUUUCAUGCCACAGAAUACAAUAAUGAAGAAGUCUCUUUUAAUCUUUUUCUUGUACAUCCUUGUAUGUACUCCUUUGCCUAAUGGUGACUUGGAGUUCUUGAAGAAAGGCAAAUAAACAGAAAUUUGCUUCCUGAUGUCACACAAUGCCCAGUGUCUCCUUUUCUGUUUCAUUGUGUGCUCAGCCAGUACCUUGUGUCUGGGAGGAUUGUCUCAAAAUUGGCUUCCCAGACCAAAAUUCAUUUGCUCUGAAUGUGGCACUUGGAGAAAUCUGUACUGUCAGCUCCUGAAGCAUCUGUUGUGUAGAGAGAUUCCACAAUGUUUCAACUUCCUUGUUUCCUAAAUAAGUGAAAAUCUGGCCUCUGAGGAAAAUCCUUAGUAUAUAUUUAUAUUCUUACUGAAAUGCCAUAAUGCAUCUGCUGUCAGUGACGGUUUUGGGAAGUGCGAACCUUGCAGCUCUCCUUAUCCUGAGCACACCCAGCCCUUGGAUUCUCUCUUGCGGUAACACAGUGGGUAAGAGCUGGAUCAGUGGUUUUGCAGAGGAUUGGUGCAUGUGAUCCCAAGGUGGAGCAGAAAUCCUGCUGCACAUCCAGGUUUGAGCAGGGGUUUGCAGUGAAGGCAGCUCUGUUUUGUGUCUGUGCUUUGGUGGAAGGAGUCAGUCGAUGCCUCCUGAGCUGGAUGCCAUCAUGAGCCUUCACUCACAGGGAACUCUUGGAAAGCACAGGAGAGAGUGGAACUCCUGCUGAAAUUGGCUCCAGUACAUGACAGGAGCGAUGAUUCCCAAAAGUGACCUAGAGUGGUGCAAGCCACCACGCUGGCACUAUCAGUCCCUACCCUCGUUCUUUCUGACAAACACUGCUCUGUCUCCUAAAUUAUUUUUGUAUUUGGAGAAAAGGAGUGUCCACAGCCUUGUUCUAAGCACAGUGCAGGGAGGAAAAGGUAAGAUUCAAACCCUUCCAUAAAAAUAUUACAUAACCCCAAAGGUAACAAAUACAGUCCCUCCACACACCUUCAUCCCUCAAGGAACUUUGAAAUGCUUUAAGAGUCAUGAGCAUACCUAAUUACUGGGGAACGGUUAAGCACAGGUCCAAUGGAGGAGAGAAGAGACUGCCAGGACCCUUCCCACUGCAGGUUUUGUGUGCUUAGUGCCUUCUGCUCUGAUGGAAGGCCUUGGUACACAGGAUUGCUCUGAUGGAAUCCUCUGCCAUGCUGGCAGUUAACGGGCUUUUCCCACCUUGCACACAUGGAGAUAGUGAAUAAACAUCCUUCUCUGUUUGUUUUAGAAGAUUAUUUACAGACUGGGUUCAGGAGUGUGAAUGCAUGAGAGAAAUUCUCCUAUGGCAAAGGCAUAGGAAAAGGUGAGAAAGGCAAGAAAAAAGGAAUAAAAAAGGCAGGAAGAAAGGGGGAGAAAAGCCAGAAAAAAGGUAAGAAGAAAGGCAUGAAAACAGGCAAGAAAAGGAAUAAAAAAGGCAAGAAGAAAGGCAAGAAAGAGGAAAGAAAUGCAAGAAAAGAGGCAGGAAAAAAAGCAAGGAGAAAGGCAAUUAAGACAAGAAAAAAGGGGAAAAAAGGGAAAAAAGCAAAAAAAAAACGCAAGAAAAGGGCAAGAAGAAAUGCCAAAAAAGGCAAGGAGCAAAGCCAAAAACAGGCCAAGAAAAGGGGAAAAAAGGCAAGAAAGGCAGGAAAAGAGGCAAGAAAAAAGAGGAAAAAAAAGACAGGAAAAAGGGCAAAAAGACCGCAAGAAAAAAGGCAAGAAAGGCCAGAAAAAAUGGCAAGAAAAAAGGGAAUAAAGGCAAGAAGAAAGGGCAAAAAGAAAGCCCAAAGAAAGGGCAAAAAAGCCCAAAAAAGGCAAAAAGAAAGCCCAAAAAAAGGGCAAAAAGAAAGCCCAAAAAAAGGGCAAAAAGGGCAAAAAGAAAGCCCAAAAAAAGGGCAAAAAAGGCAAAAAGAAAGCCCAUAAAAAAGACCAAAAAAGGCAAAAAGAAAGGCCAAAAACUGGCCGAAAAAGACAGGGGAAAAUGCCCAAAAAUGGCCAAAAAAGUCAGGCAGAAAUGCCAAAAAUGGCCAAAGAAGGCAGGCAGGCAGGCCCAAAAAACCAAGAAAGACCAGCCAGAAAGGCCAGAAAAACAGGAGAGAAAGGCCAGGCAGCAAGCAAAGAAAAAGGAGGGAAGGAAGGGAUGGCACUGUCCCGUGUGCGAUCGGUGCAAUUAUCAAUUCCAGGCUGUGGCUGUAAAACACCCCUGAGGUGCCGUGGAGCUCCAUGCCUGGAGGUGAGGUGGGACGUUCACACGCAGUCAUUUCCAGCCAUCAGUGAGUGCAGAUAGCAGCAAACACAUCCAAAGCACACAGAGCAGGAGCUCUUAGAGGAGAAACCCCAGAUCCUGACGGCAAAAUGCUGUGAAGGCUGAAUGCUGCAGUGUGUGCUUCCUGCUUGCUCUGGGGCUGAUCUCUGCUCAUUGCUGGAUUUUGUUUUACCUGGAAGGGCUCAGGGCAGGCCUGACCACCAGAGUCACUUGUGCCUGCACAGGGACACCUGCUGUGCUUUAUGGGCUGUUCGUGUGUUACUCUCCCAUUCUUUCUGUGCAAGAGCUUUUUAGUGCUGCUUUUUCAGGCACCCUGU
Messenger RNA from Zonotrichia leucophrys gambelii, 4924 nucleotides. It is a transcript of the gene PRR5, whose product is annotated as proline rich 5. The record is from RefSeq and is a predicted model, not a curated record. Gene Ontology annotation, cellular component: TORC2 complex. Gene Ontology annotation, biological process: TORC2 signaling. Lineage: Eukaryota; Metazoa; Chordata; Aves; Passeriformes; Passerellidae. The transcript has 11 exons. Bases 507 to 1712 code for a protein of 401 amino acids.